CUGGAUAGUUUUGAAGUGAAAGUUUUUAUGUAGUAUUUUGUUACUGGUUUUCCAUUCGCACAGUGUUUACAUAUUUUAUGGAGGUUCUCGCGUUGCCCUAAAAACAGGAACAUGUCAAAGUUUGUCUAUAAAAUUUAAAUGUCACUGAAAAAAUAAUAUAUUCAUUUUAAUUUUUAUUUAUUUGUUAGUUUAAAAUAACUACUUUGGAUAAUUUUAGUUUAUUCCCUUUUGAUUAUGAAUUAUUGAGCCAUAAUUAUGCAAUAUAUUAUUGUACUAAUAUUUAGUAUUCUCAUAAUUGGUACGGUACUAAAGGAUUACUUGUUUUGGCAUGAUAAUGAAUUCUGGUCACGAACAGAAAAAUAAAUCGCAUUUAUUAUAGCAAAUUUAUUGGAAAAAAAAUUCUGCAGCGAUUUGGAUGGAUAUAAGUUGUUCAGUGGUGGAGAGAUCACCAAGCAGCUGUUGAAUAAUGCCCUUUAAACAUGUUUGAAAUUCGAGUGGUUUUGACUAUUUAGAUUGAGUUCAUUUGGUUUAAAUUUGGUUGCGUUUAGAUAGCACAAAAUGAGUGCUUUCGUUCAUGCGGAUUUGCGCAGCUGUGUUUUCGAUUUGGACAACGUUGUAAAGGUCUUAAUAAUAGCAAGAAUUUUGAGAGCUGAAAUUUAAAUUGCACUAAAAAUAGUAAAUCAAAUGAGACACAAUAUAGUAUAAGCAACGGAUGGGCAAAGGUGAGGAUGUUCUCUUGGUCAUGAACAAUGUCCGCCACAAAAAAAACGACGGCGCGCUUUACAUCAUGGCAUCCAGGGUCGCUUGGAUGCCCGACGGCAAAGAGGUUUUGGCCAUCUCGCACAAUUACGCCGAUAUUAAGCUGCAAAAGAUCUCAUCAGAGGGCAAGGCCAAAGUGCAGUUGCAGGUGGUUUUGAACAACAAUGAAUCGACGACGUUUCGAUUCAUCAAUCCCGAAGGUCAAAAAGCGCAGAUAUCGGACCGUAAUCAAGUAAAGGAUCUACUCAUGCAGCUGCUACCUAAGUUCAAAAAGAAGAUAUCGAAUGAUCUCGAAGAGAAGCAAAAGAUUCUCCAAGAGGAUCCUAAGCUAUGUGAGCUAUACACAAAUCUGGUCGUCGGAAAGAUUAUUCCGGCUGAAAAGUUUUGGCAAACGUACAUGCCGAAAAAAGAGCCGCCGCAACCAAUUGGAGUGACCGGUUCAUUCCUCGUAGACGUGAAACCCGAAGCGAGUGAUGGUGGGGCAGGCUUUAAAUAUAAUCUUACAACAGACACCAUUGACAACAUCUUUAAGACGUACCCAGCUGUAGAGGCGAAAUACCUCGACUAUGUCCCGCAUCGAAUGAGCGAGUCUGAGUUCUGGACAGCUUUCUUCCAGUCACACUACUUUCAUAGGGAUCGUCUCACGUUGGGAAGUAAGGACUUGUUUGCUGAGUGUUCGCGUCAAGACGAAAGCGAGAUGCGCACUGCCGUCAGCAAGACCUUGGCUAACCCAUUGUUCGAUCUUCGAUUACACGCUGAUACUGAUUUCUCAGACCUAGUAUCCACACCUGCCACCAUGGAUACCUCGAAACUGACACCAAACCAAGCACUCAUUCGCCGUUUCAAUCACCACUCCCUUAUGGUCGUAAAGUCUUCGGGUAUACAGGAAGGCUCAGCUGCGGACGCUAAGAAAGCUCGAAUUAUGGACAAGGUUGACUACCCCGACUUAGAGAACCCACCACUGGCAGGGGUCAGGCUUGAUUUAGAGCGAGCCGACAAGUAUCAAACGGGGCCAAUUGCAGAUGCGGUAGAUCAUGUCCCUAUGGCAGAAGCAGAAGGUGCACUAACGACGAUCUCAGCAAUCGUUUCCCGAUGGUCACCUGCACCACGUCAAGCAUUAUUACCGUCCGCUGCUGCUUUGGCCGCUUUGGGAGAUCUGAGUCCAGGUGGGUUGCUCAUGAAGACUACUGGCGGUCAGAAGGGUGCUGUCAAGGUUAAGGGCGCCGUUCCUGAAGCAGUGGCCCGUGAGCUAGUGCACGUACAAAUGGAACUUUCGGAACUGCUACGUCAUCUGUGGCAUUGUUUUCCAGUUACAAGCGGGGAACUCGAAAAGAAGCUUGAGAAUUCCAAAGCGUCACUUGAAAACUUCCGCUAUCGUCGUUUCAUACCAUUUCAAGAGAACCUUCAGCAAAACUAUCAAAACUCGGAGUUAACGAUGCAUAUGGCCGAGAUGAUUGAAGCAGCAUUAAACAAAUAUCACAACUGGCGGAAAAAAAGGCAUAUUGGCUUCUCAUUAGCACCUCCGCCGGCUCCACAAGACACCAGUGUGCCUGUGUUGGACCUAUAAUAGCCGGUCUAGA
Messenger RNA from Varroa destructor (honeybee mite), 2339 nucleotides. It is a transcript of the gene Tfb1, whose product is annotated as transcription factor B1. Gene Ontology annotation, biological process: nucleotide-excision repair; DNA-templated transcription. The record is from RefSeq and is a predicted model, not a curated record. Gene Ontology annotation, cellular component: transcription factor TFIIH core complex. Lineage: Eukaryota; Metazoa; Arthropoda; Arachnida; Mesostigmata; Varroidae.